GCUCACCCUACCCCCCACAUUGCUAGCAUCAAUUUGACUUCGUCCUGAAAAGCUUUAGUUUCUAGAUAUUGUAAGAAUGGUAAUAGAGUCUCAAAGUUUGCUCACGAUGGCGCAGCCUACUGCUGACUACAAACGUAUCAUAAGCGGCUUUCUCGUCUCUUUAGUCCUGUACUGGUCAUGCGUCGUUGUCUAUCGCGUCUUCUUCUCCGGGCUUGCUAAGUUCCCCGGACCCAGACUUGCAGCCGCGACCUCAUGGUAUGAAGCUUUCUUCGACCUCUACGGCGCCAAAUUCCCCGAUGUUCUAGAGAAGCUUCACGAUGAAUACGGUCCCAUUGUCCGCAUUAAUCCUUGGGAGCUUUCGAUUCGAGACCCCGACUUCUAUAACGAGGUAUAUGUCUCUGCCGGCAAGCGACGGACGAACCUGAUAUCAAGUCGUGGGGGACUCGGAAUGUCAGACGCUAUUUCCACAACAUGCAUCCAUGAGCUUCACCAGUUGAGAAGAAAAGCGGUAGAAAACUUCUUUUCGAGACAGAGUGUGAGCCGAAUGGAGUCUAGGAUCCACGACGAAACAAGAAGUCUAGAUGACAAGUUGCGUCUCAUCGCAACAACGGACACAGUAGUACAGCUUGACCACGCAUUUACGUGUGUCACCGGAGAUCUCGCGGCGCUAUUCGCUUGUGGUGAGAAUCCUAGGCUCCUCGAGUCACCAAAUUUCAACCCAGAAUGGAAUGAGAAUAUAACGGGUAUUCUGACCAUGGUGCCAUACGUGCGACAUUUACCGUGGAUCAACAGUAUCCUUGAAAUGGUCCCAAUAUCCCUUCUACAGAAGUUCAAUUCCCGAAUUGCUGGGUUCAGGAUGUUUCAUGUGCUGUGUAAUCGGCGGGUAGAGGAAGUGAAGUUUGACAUUGCCAACAAGCGUGAGCUUGAGUCGGACAAAACAUCGAUAUUUCACCACAUCCUCCAAAGCAGUUUACCUGAUUCGGAGAAAGACUCGGGUCGCUUGCAAAGAGAGGCAUUCGCGCUUUGGGCCGCAGGAACAAUUACAACAGCCAGCACACUCUCUAUCAUAACUUACUACAUUCUUGCAGAUCCAUUAAUUGAAAAACGACUUCAGGAAGAGCUGAAAGGCGUUACAGACAGGUUUCCUCAAGAACUCCCCCAAUGGGCGGACCUUGAGAAAGUCCCGUAUCUAGUAGCUUGCAUUAAGGAGGGAUUACGACUCAGCCGCUUCUUCAGACGUAGUCCACGAAUUUCGCCAGACUACGACCUGCAUUACAAGCAGUGGAUUAUUCCAAAGAAUACGCCUGUCGGGAUGUCUGUCUUCCAGAUGCACAUGGAUCCAGAGACCUAUCCCGAGCCCUAUAAGUUCAUACCUGAGCGGUGGAUCGGGGACGUUGACCCUCGUGUUAAUCGGAAUUUCGUGCCUUUCGUUAAAGGAUCACGGAACUGCUUAGGGAUGAACCUAGCAUGGGCAGAAAUGUUCAUUGUACUCGGUGUCCUCUUCCGGCCCGGUGGCCACCAGAUGAGUUUGGAAUGCGAUGAAUCGGAUAUUGUUCUUGUCCGCGACAGCGACGUUGGGAUUCCAAAACCCAGUAGCAGAGGGCUCAAGGUUCGUUUUGGGUAAGCCGGAGCCGUAAAUCGAGAUAACACUGUGUCAGCGCAGGUAGACAGAGCUUCUAUGUCCUUCUUUUCCUAUAUGCUAGGUGCCUAGGUACAUGUACUGAGGUAGUUAACAUGGACAACACUUUGCGCCCAGGCAACAGUCUGUCAC
Annulohypoxylon maeteangense is the source of this 1771-nucleotide messenger RNA. RefSeq names its product putative benzoate 4-monooxygenase cytochrome P450. NCBI's taxonomy places the organism in Eukaryota, Fungi, Ascomycota, Sordariomycetes, Xylariales, Hypoxylaceae. The record is from RefSeq and is a predicted model, not a curated record. Gene Ontology annotation, molecular function: heme binding; monooxygenase activity; oxidoreductase activity, acting on paired donors, with incorporation or reduction of molecular oxygen. The transcript has 10 exons. Bases 77 to 1624 code for a protein of 515 amino acids.